ACCGGAGCGAACAGUUGCCACAGUGCCCAGCACGGCGUUAGAUGCAGGAGUUUAGACGAAGCGAUCGACACAACACAUUCCAGCCGGCAGGGCGCAACAUUUGACGACGUCUGCAACGACAAAAACGAUAACAACCACGGAGUGGUUCGAGUUGGUUCCAUCUAGCCGUUUUUUUUUUAUUUCGUUGAGCUGCAGUUCAUCAAUUCGUUGUUUACAUUUCGAACAAGCAAACGCUAGAGUUGAUAAGGAAUCGGGUAGGCAAACGAGGCUAGAUUCGAACAGCGAUCGUCACGGUACCCGGCGUAUGUCCACCGUGCGUACAAACAUCCACAGGACGGUGUGUGUGUGUGCGUACAAGCGACGAGAAAAGACAAAUAUUUGAGUGCUAAAAAGGAACGCGCGACUGAUUGUGGUCUGUGGCUGUGCGUGAACCCGGUCGUCGUCGAUUUGUUAUCGGAGUCCAUUGCUCCGGUUCCUAUCACCUUAUCACAUCAUCCAGUUGUGACAGUGUGUUUUUAAAAGUUGACAAACGUCCAGCCGCUGGGGAGAGCAUCUUUUAGUGGAAAUUUUAGACCAAAAGUUUGUGCCUGGUGCGAUCGGUUUCCGCAAGCCCUGAAGGGAGUGAAACGUGAUAUUAAGGGGUACACCCGUUUUGCUAGCCCUAAACCUAUUCUUUACACGCUUCCGUUAGCGUAUAUCGCCUUGAAUUGAUCGUACAAUGAGUGUCUUCACCUAUCGCCUGCUUGCAUUAACCGUGAUGUACUUUACCUGCCUCAAGGUUGGGCAAAUGCUGUUUCAAACGCUCGCCAGCGGUGACGUUGAAAAUUAAACUAAAAGAAAAAAAAUAUUAUCCCUGAAGGACGAACCGAGCGGAAACACGCACACACACACAUACACAUAUGAGAUUGCAAAAAUACGAGUGAAAAUUGCGCUAUCACAAUCAAAGUAAUGCACGUGAGUGAGUGUGAGCUAUUAUAGGGUGAAGAAGGUUAAAACCCCGUACGCGUUUGUGUCGUAAAGCGCGCUAGAACCUAAACUGCAGCGGCGGUUCCAAACAAAAAGGGGGAAACAAAGUUGGAAGCAAUGAAGUGCUGUGAAAGGUGUACCAAAAGUGCGAUAAAAUUUACGACACGAAAACGACGAAACUGUGCGGUGUAAAAAGUUCCUUCGCGUAAACGAUCAAGAAUCUCAUCAGCGGUAAAGAUUUGUUCCGCUUAAUAUUGUCGGCCGGUUUAGUGUAAAAACCUCAUAACCAACAGCUUCGGCUUAACCACGCUCUUAACCAUUCUCUGGGUGCCAUGGACGAACUUCUCAACGGAACGUUCGAUGAACGAUGGAGCAAUGUUACUUCCGUUUUGCCAACGAUCGGUCCGUUCGCGGAGACGGAGAACGAUAGUAAUGACUUCCCGGACGAAACCAGCAGAUUUUCCCGCCCAUUGCUUACGUUUGCCGCCGUUACCACUAUAACGAUAAUGGUAACAGGAAUUUUGGGCAACCUGCUUACCAUUGUCGCACUGCUCAGAUGUCCCAAGGUGCGUAACGUUGCAGCAGCCUUCAUUAUCAGUCUAUGCAUCGCCGACUGUCUGUUUUGCAUAAUUGUCCUGCCAUUUAACGCGGCGCGCUUCAUCCAGGGCACUUGGAACCACGGCGAUACACUCUGCACGCUGAUAACGUUUAUACAAUACGGUAGCGUCGGUGUGUCGCUACUCUGCAUUACGAUGAUCAGCAUAAACCGCUACAUCAUGAUCGCACACUACAGCAUCUAUCCGAAGGUGUACAAAACGUCUUGGAUUAUGGUGAUGAUCAUUGCCUGCUGGUUGUUUUCGUACGGCUUCCAACUGCCAACGCUUUUCGGUGUUUGGGGUAAAUUCGGAUACAACCCACAGCUCGGUACCUGCUCCAUCCUGCCAGAUGACGAAGGACGUACCAGUAAAACGGCCAUGUUCAUCAUUGCCUUUAUCAUUCCGUGCAUUAUUAUCGUGAUAUGCUACAGUCGCAUCUUUUGCGUCGUUCACAAAUCGGACAAACGAAUGAAAAACCAUUCCAAAUCACAGUGCAACAUUCCAAACAAUCUGCGAUCGGCGGUUGAUCCGGCCUCACCACUCUCAGCCGGUAGCUCCAGAUCGGCAAACAAUAACUCCAUCAGCUACACGGCCAGUUCGUCUGCGGUGAAGGUAGCGGGCACACGAACUGCCGCCGACACCCGGGAUGCAAAGGCCAGACGUAACGAGUGGCGUAUCACCAAGAUGGUUCUGGCCAUUUUCCUCUCGUUCGUGUGUUGCUAUCUGCCGAUAACAAUUUCUAAAAUUGUGGACAAAAAUGUUGCGUACCCAGCGCUGCAUAUCAUUGGUUACAUCAUGCUGUACCUUUCUGCGUGCAUGAACCCCAUCAUCUACGUGAUCAUGAACAAGCAGUAUCGGCAAGCGUACAAAACCGUGAUCUUCUGCAAGCCCUCUCGAUUGCUCGGUUUCGGUGGUAGCAGCGUUGGAGAGAAAUGGAAAGACAUAGGGUACAGUUACAACCACAGUCGUACCAUGGUGUCCCAAGUUUCAAUAGCCGAACCAGAGUCGCCCCCAUCCAGCCGACUACGCCAAGAUUCGCCGCACCCACAACAUUUAGUCGCCAUUCAAGAUAGUUAGAAGAGAUAAGCAAACCCCGGCCGUACACUGAAGGGCAUUAUCUUUCUACGAAUAAUAGGUAGCAGUGCUUGAUGAAGCAACAAAACCACAACGGGACUUUCAUAAAAUACUGAUAAGCUAGUUGCCUUCAAACCAAAUGAAAGACGAUGUCGAUCAUGUCGCGGCGCAAUCGUCGCGUCUAGUAUCACAUCCUUUAUGACACCAAACGAUUACAAAACCCAUCGCACGACGAGUGGCAUUUGUUCGCUCUUAUACAUACAACGUGCACAUUUUGUAAAACCACAAGUCCUAAUAUUCACGAUGCCAAAUUAGGUUUAAAAAGUUUGCAUGCGUGGCGCACACACUAACGAAUUUCUAGGGCAAGUUCGAAUUUCGAAGACAAGCUUUGUUAGUAGUAUGUAAGGUAAGCAAAUAUACAAUAGUAGUUUAAUUUACUGUGUAGCUAUGGAAAGAUGCGAUAAGUAUCCGAUGUAAGCUCCAAAGAUAAGACGCCAGCAUGGAGAGUGACGGCAGGUGAAACACAAGGUUACAUUUCCGUAACCCGUUACAGAUACUUGUUAUUGGUUCGAAAUUAGUUAAUAAGUUUAAAUUAUUCAUCUAAAAGUUCGGAUGCUAUACUCUUCCAUACAGCGGACUACGCCCUACUUCGACUUUCUCUCUACUGUACAAAUGAAAACAAAGUGAAUAAAGACAGCUCAUAACAAACAAACAAA
Molecule: messenger RNA, 3352 nt
Organism: Anopheles funestus (African malaria mosquito)
Lineage: Eukaryota; Metazoa; Arthropoda; Insecta; Diptera; Culicidae
Gene: moody
Product: G-protein coupled receptor moody
Exons: 10
Coding region: 1299-2639 (446 amino acids)
Biological process (GO): G protein-coupled receptor signaling pathway
Cellular component (GO): membrane
Molecular function (GO): G protein-coupled receptor activity
Source: RefSeq, a predicted model, not a curated record